UAAAAAAAUGUAGCCCAAAGAAAAAUGAUAGAAACCAAGAUUGACCGUAAUUUUGUCGGUCUCCUCUCAUUUUUGUCUUUCCUCUUUCAGCUUUGCUGCUCAUCUCCACAUUUAUAUAUCACCUUCUCCAAAAGUGAAACCCUAAAUUAUUCUAUAAAGGAAGGAAAAAAAACAAAAAAGUUCCAUUCUUAAUCGGAAUUAAUUUAUUCUCGAAGAGCCUUCAUCAUCAAAUCAUCGUCUCAAAAUUGAUCAUUUUUGUCAAGAAAUGAAGCCAACUUUAACCACCUGUAAUUUUGAUCGACCCUUGUGAAGAAAUGGUGCCUAUGAUGCUCUGUUAAGAAGAUGAAAGAAAAAGAAAAGAACCAUGAUUUUCAAUCUCUCAAUUGUGUUGUCUCUGCUUGUAGCCUCAGUAGUCUCAGCUGCUUCUGAAGGUCCUAAUUUUAUCUUCAAUGGCUUCCAAUCUGCAAAUCUAUCACUCGAUGGUAUGGCCGUUGUUACUCAAAAUGGCCUCUUGAAACUAACCAACGAGACCAGGCAAAGAAUUGGCCAUGGAUUUUAUCUUAAUCCUGUAAAUUUUGUCAAUUCCUCUUAUGGCGUUUCAUCUUUCUCAACUACUUUCGUCUUUGCCAUUAUUUCUGAAUACCCAAAUCUAAGUGGCCAUGGAAUUGCCUUUGUGGUGGCUCCGACGAAAACUUUCCCCGGAGCUCAGCCAAGUCAACAUCUUGGACUUUUCAAUGACGGCAACGACGGUAACACAACCAACCAUAUUUUUGCCGUAGAACUCGACACGAUUCAGAAUAUAGAGUUGAAAGAUAUCGAUGGGAAUCACGUUGGCAUAGAUAUAAAUGGGUUGAUCUCUGAGGAAGCUAAAACUGCUGGGUUUUAUUCUAACAACAAUGGGGAAUUCAGAAAUUUGACUCUUAUAAGUGGCCAACCAAUGCAGGUUUGGAUCGAAUAUGAUGGUAUCAACAAAGAAAUCAAUGUCACUUUGGCGCCAAUUGACAUACCCAAACCCAAAACUCCACUUCUGUCUUACUCCCUUGACCUUUCGUCCGUCAUAAAAAACUCUUCCAUGUUCGUCGGGUUUUCAUCUUCCACUGGCUCUGUUUCAACUUCUCAUUAUAUUUUAGGUUGGAGUUUCAGGCUAAAAGGAGAAGCUCAAAGUCUUGACAUAUCCCGCCUUCCAAAGCUGCCUCGCAAGAAACAGAGAUCCCAAGUUUUAACAAUUGGGUUACCUUUAAUUUCUGGAGGAAUUCUUUUGUUGAUGAUUUUAGGAAUUGUUCAUAUUGUCAGAAGGAAGAGGAAGUUCGCCGAGCUGCUCGAAGAUUGGGAGCUUGAUUAUGGGCCUCACAGGUUCAAAUACAAAGACUUAUACAUAGCUACAAAUGGAUUUAAAGAAAAAGAAAUUCUGGGUUCUGGAGGAUUUGGACGAGUCUACAAAGGGGUAUUGCCAAAAUCAAAACUUGAAAUAGCUGUCAAGAGGGUUUCUCAUGAAUCAAGACAGGGAAUGAAAGAAUUUGUUGCAGAGAUAGUUAGUUUAGGGAGGCUUCGCCAUAGAAACCUUGUACAACUUUUAGGCUACUGUAGACGAAAAGGAGAACUGCUUUUAGUAUAUGAUUACAUGCAAAAUGGAAGCUUGGAUAAAUACCUAUUUGGCGAACCAAAUCCAAGUCUGAAUUGGAGUCAGAGGUUUCGAAUCAUAAAAGGGGUGGCGGCAGGGCUGCUUUACCUGCAUGAAGAAUGGGAACAAGUUGUAAUUCACAGAGAUGUGAAAGCCAGUAAUGUCUUGUUAGACAAUGAGUUAAAUGGAAGACUAGGAGAUUUUGGUUUGGCAAGACUGUAUGACCAUGGAACAGACCCUCAAACUACUCACAUAGUGGGAACACUUGGAUAUUUGGCUCCAGAACACACAAGAUCCGGCAGGCCAACGACUCACAUGGAUGUGUUUGCUUUUGGGGCAUUUCUGCUGGAGGUUGCAACAGGAAAGAGGCCAAUAGAGAUUCGGGGAAUGACAGAAGAUGUAAUAUUGGUGGAUUGGGUGUUUUUAUGUUGGGCGAGAGGAGCCAUUGUUGAGGCCAGGGAUCCAAACUUGGGAACAGAGUAUGUAAAGGAGGAGAUGGAAAUGGUGCUGAAACUUGGAUUGUUGUGUUCUCAAUCUAACCCAAUGGGGAGGCCGAGCAUGCGGCAAAUUGUGCAGUACUUAGAAUGCGAGGCGCCGAUGCCGGAGAUGGGUUCUAUUGAAACAUCAGGUGGUGGAUAUGAAGGUUUUGAUGAUCUUGCCAUGUCGUACAACUCUUCCUUGGAUAAGGCUAUUGCAUAUUCUACUUCUUCCUUUGAGAGGGGUUUCUGCCAUUCUUCUGAUGCUCAGUCUCUACUGUCUGGUGGCCGUUGAAAGUAGUGUCAUCAACAUUCGGUCCACAGAUCGCGAUUUUACCUGAAAUCAAGUAUGUAUUUUGUACUGAGUUUGUUAAUAUACUGCGUUGUAAAGUAAGACUCAAAGCCAUGACUUUAAAGAUACUUGUUUUCAAUUAUAUACCCAUUAUGUGAAAGUUUGUUUGCAUUUUCAACAA
Messenger RNA from Benincasa hispida (wax gourd), 2570 nucleotides. Its product is annotated as L-type lectin-domain containing receptor kinase IV.1-like. Gene Ontology annotation, biological process: protein phosphorylation. The record is from RefSeq and is a predicted model, not a curated record. Gene Ontology annotation, molecular function: protein kinase activity; carbohydrate binding; ATP binding. NCBI's taxonomy places the organism in Eukaryota, Viridiplantae, Streptophyta, Magnoliopsida, Cucurbitales, Cucurbitaceae.